CACGAUAGACAGCGAAUUGACAGCAACACAACCGGCUCGCUUUUCCACGAGUGCCCAGGGAGGGAAACAUAUUACCGACCGAGAGAGCAUGAGGCGUAGGCCCGUUGAAUCCGAGGGUGGCGACACCCCACUCUUUUCGCUGGACGGUGGCAGCGGCAGCGGCGGCGGCGGCGGGGCGUAUCCUUCUGUCACUGCCCCAACCUCCUCCUACACCCGACCGACUCCGCGGAAGGUUGAGCUGCAGCACCAUGGGAGCAUCCAGGCUUUCAAUGAGGACCGUCGUGUGGAGGACAUGAUCCUUAAGGUCGCGGGAAAGAGCCCGCCGUGGCUGGCCAACUUCCUCAGGGCCUUCGCGCCGUUUGUUACCCUGACCUUCACCAUCGCGAACAUCGUCGGACCGGUCGUCGUGAGGUUUUACGCGCUGCUCUACAAGGUGUACAAGAUCCUACCGGUGAACGUGCUGGGCAUGAUCUACGGCCUCGUCAUGUGUUUCUUCGGGGGAUUCUUCCACGUCACCAUCGCGGCAAUUGAGGCGUUCAACAUGACGGGAGGCGAGAAGGUGAUGCUGUGCGUGCACGACCUCAAGCAGGACAUCAAGGCCCUCCACUACGCCAGCAAGGAGGACGACAAGCGGGACGAUGAUCACGACGGUAUCCCCGACGUCAAACAGAUCAGCCCGGAGAAGCUGCUCACGCGCAAGACGGCCCUGGCUCUUCGCGUCAUCAAUCCCGACAGGGCUACCAACGCCAUAACCGGCAUCUGGCAGGGUUACAUGGGCGUGCUGGUCGUCCUCAAGUUCCGCUUCGCCAAGGUCGUCGCCCUGGCCGUCAGCAUCGGAAACAACCUCCGUCCCAUCGUGGCGAAGAUCUUCGGCCCCGCCUUAGCCUUCGUGAUCCCGAGAGAGUACCACCAGUGGAUCGCUCCCAUGAUCAACUACUUCUGCAAGUUUGUGGCGAUGACGGUAGCCUGGUGGAUCCAGCGCCUCAUCUCCACCGUGCAGAGCGCCAUCAAGGGAGGCCUUCUAUUCUCUCGGUCCCUCAUGUACUUCGUCAGCGAGGUCACUCCCCUAAAGCUCGACCCCGAUCACUCUUUCUUGGAUGAGGUGUUGGGAUGGACGCUGGCUGCAUGCGGUGCCUACUUCCAGACCAGCAUCAACUGGGACUUGCCGUGGGCGGUGGACUUGUUCCUUUGGCCCGCCUAUCUCCUGGAGACGUUCCUCAAGUGGAGCGUCACUUGGAUGGACGUCCCGGCGCAGCCUGCCUGA
Ectocarpus siliculosus is the source of this 1264-nucleotide messenger RNA. The record is from the annotation of a GenBank genome assembly. Lineage: Eukaryota; Phaeophyceae; Ectocarpales; Ectocarpaceae.